Messenger RNA from Protobothrops mucrosquamatus (brown spotted pit viper), 1228 nucleotides. It is a transcript of the gene OXTR, whose product is annotated as oxytocin receptor. Gene Ontology annotation, cellular component: membrane. The transcript has 2 exons. Gene Ontology annotation, biological process: maternal process involved in parturition; regulation of systemic arterial blood pressure by vasopressin; G protein-coupled receptor signaling pathway. The record is from RefSeq and is a predicted model, not a curated record. The coding region runs from base 1 to 1149 and encodes 382 amino acids. NCBI's taxonomy places the organism in Eukaryota, Metazoa, Chordata, Lepidosauria, Squamata, Viperidae. Gene Ontology annotation, molecular function: peptide binding; vasopressin receptor activity; oxytocin receptor activity.
AUGGAUCUUUGGUAUUGUUCAAAUUGUUCCUUGAGCAAUGCCACCCUGGAAAACCCUACUUCACAAGCCAACCAAACUUCAGUCAUAAAACGGAACGAGGACAUUGCCAAGGUGGAGGUUGCGGUGCUCUGCCUCAUCUUUUUCCUCGCCUUGACGGGAAACUUGUGUGUGCUGCUGGCUAUCUACACAACCCGCCACAAACAUUCCCGGAUGUACUUCUUCAUGAAGCAUCUGAGCAUUGCUGACCUAGUUGUGGCCAUCUUCCAGGUCUUGCCUCAGCUCAUUUGGGACAUCACCUUCAGGUUCAAAGGGCCAGAUUAUCUCUGUAGGUUGAUCAAAUACCUGCAAGUGGUGGGGAUGUUUGCUUCCACCUACAUGCUCUUGUUGAUGUCACUGGAUCGGUGUCUGGCCAUCUGUCUACCCUUGAGGUCUUUACAUCAGAGAUCUGACCGGUUGUCUGUGCUCCUCACAUGGAUUGUGUGCCUCCUCUUCAGCAUCCCACAGCUCCAAAUAUUUUCUAUGAAGAAUGUGUCCCAUGGAGGAAUGGAUUGCUGGGCGACAUUCAUUCAGCCUUGGGGUCCUAAAGCCUAUGUCACCUGGAUGACCUUGACUGUGUACAUCAUCCCAGUGAUUGUGCUAAGUGUCUGCUAUGGCUUGAUCAGCUUCAAAAUUUGGCAAAAUGUGAAGCUAAAAACUGUCCAUGAAACAAGUGUGAGCCUAACCUCUAGUAAUUCUCACGGAGGCACCCUCUCCAGGGUGAGCAGCAUCAAGCUCAUUUCCAAAGCCAAGAUACGGACAGUCAAAAUGACCUUUAUUAUUGUCUUAGCCUUCAUUAUGUGCUGGACUCCUUAUUUUAUUGUGCAGAUGUGGCUUGCAUGGGAUGAAAAUGCUCCGAAAGAAGAUUGGACAUUCAUAAUCACCACACUCCUAGCAAGUCUGAACAGCUGUUGUAACCCCUGGAUCUACAUGCUUUUCACAGGUCAUCUUUUCCACGAUCUUUUGCACCGGUUCCUUUGUUGUUCUUCACGGUACUUAAAAGCUCGGCAAGGAUGUGACCUGAGCGUCAGCAAAAAAAGCAAUUCAUCCACUUUUGUUCUGAGUCUCAAAAGCUCCAGUCAAAGAAGUUUUACCCAGCCAUCCACAGCAUGAUCUAGAAAGAUUCAGCUGUCUGCAGACUAUACUAAAAUGUUUGGUUAGAAAUGGCUUUGGUGUCUACUUAAGAAAAUGG